GGAAGAAAUUAUGCUCAAGUACAGAGAGAAGCGUAUGCAGUCGUGUUUGCAGUUCGCAAAUUUCACAAGUUUUUGUAUGGAAGAAAGUUCACCAUUUUGUCGGAUCACCAGCCAAUAAAAACAAUUUUUGGAGAAAAUCAGGGGUUGCCUACUUUAGCUCAUGCUAGAAUUCAGCGAUGGGCGGUGACAUUAUCGGCAUAUAACUAUGAGAUUAGAUACAAAAAAGCUAGUGAGAUGUCAAAUGUUGAUUGUCUUUCGAGAUUGCCGCUUUCUGAGAUGUUCGAAGAAAGUAAGGUAGAGGAACAAGUUUUUGCUUUCACAUAUGAAGAUAACCUGCCUAUUACGGCAGAGCUGAUUUGUGAAGAGACAAAGAAAGACAAAUGUGUGAGUGAAGUCAUUGAAAACAUUAAACAUGGGUGGUCUUACUGCAACAAUGAAAAAUUGAAGCCCUAUUUUCAAAGAAGAAAUGAGCUGAGUGUAGAAUGUGAUUGCCUAACUUGGGGAAAUCGAGUUGUAAUACUAGAAUCCUUAAGAGGUGCACUGUUGGAAAUUUUACAUGAAAGUCACUUCGGAAUUGUAAGAUGAAACUGAGAGCUAGAAGCGAUUUUUGGUGGUCAAAUAUCAACGACCAUAUUGAGCAAUUUGUUAGUCAAUGUCAAGCAUGCCAAAUAUUGAGUAACCGUGAAAAAAAUGUCAGCAUAUCAGCUUGGGAAAAAAGUGAGAGAAACUUUUCGAGAAUUCAUGUUGAUUUUUUUGAUUUGGAAGGCUACAAAUUCUUUUUGGUGAUAGAUACCACGUCAAAAUGGUUAGAGAUUUUUCGAAUGAAUGGAACAAAUGCUCUAAAGACAAUUGUAAGACUUCGUGAAGUUUUUAGUAGAUUCGGUCUACCUGAAGUUUUGGUGGCAGACAAUGGACCCCCUUUUAACAGUGAGAAAUUUCAUCAGUUCUGUAGAUCCAAUGGAAUACAUGUAAUUAACACACCACCGUAUCACCCAGAAUCUAAUGGCAGUGCAGAGAAAUGCGUUUCGACAGCAAAAAAAUCUUUGAAAAAAGUAUUUUUACAGGAUGAAUUGUCAGUAUUGAACAUUAAAAAAGCUAUGGAAAAUGAUAUUUUCAACCGAAAUUUGUAUGAGAAAUGCGAUUCAAUUGAGCAUAAGUUGGAUAAUUUCUUGUUUAAUUACAGGAACACUCCAAGUACCGUCACAAUGAAGUCACCGGCCGAACUGCUAUUUAAACAAGUUCCCCGAACUAAACUAAACAUGUUUCAUCCAAAAUAUUUAAAAGGGAAGGUAGAAAGGAAAAGAGAACAAGUCGUAGCCCAGAGACAAAACAAGGGAAGACGUGAAAAUAUAAUGUAUUUAGUGAAUCAGUCAGUGAUGCUAUAUAUGACACAGCUGAAGAAGUGGGUUACAGCUAAAGUUUUAACAGCAGUUGGUAUAAAUUCUCACUUAGUUAUGACCUCAGAAGGAAGAGUUCGGUAUUUUCACGCGGAUUAUUUGAAACCAACUUUUCAACAAUUUCCAGAAAUAGAUGUUUCCGUAGAUGGAUCAGAUAAAACAGAUAAGUCGGCGGUAGAAAACUUCCAAAAGUC
Leptinotarsa decemlineata (Colorado potato beetle) is the source of this 1591-nucleotide messenger RNA. Its product is annotated as retrovirus-related Pol polyprotein from transposon 297. Gene Ontology annotation, biological process: DNA integration. Gene Ontology annotation, molecular function: nucleic acid binding. The record is from RefSeq and is a predicted model, not a curated record. NCBI's taxonomy places the organism in Eukaryota, Metazoa, Arthropoda, Insecta, Coleoptera, Chrysomelidae.